AUGAAUAGUGCAACUCUCAAACCACUUGCCAAACAAUCUUUCUUCUUGGAUUUGAAAGGAUAUCAAUUGGAGUUGAAAUUGGCUAAGGAUCUAAAGCUUCUAGGUGGUAAACAAGAAACUUUUUUUAGUAAAGAUGUAUCAUUUGUUGUCUCGGACCGAAUUUCUGCAAACUGGAAUUCGUUUUCAUCUAAAAAUUCAUGGUCAAAUUGUGCUCGAGUGAGUUCUCACCUUUUUAAUGAAAGCGCUUGGGACUUUACUGAUUCUCCUACAAAUGUACCAACUUUAAAUCAAAAAUUUAAUUUUGCAACAUACAUGUCGAGAGGAUGGUCUUUGGUUGAAAAAUCGUGGGAAAAGGCUGAGAUUAAUCAUCAGAGUGUAAAGCGUGGUACAGCAGAUGUUCUUGAAAAUUGUAAACUAUGGAAUAUUAAAGUAUAUGAUGUUGAAACGGUUCUUUCGUGGGUGAAAAAAUACAAAAAUCUGUAUCGUAAGAUUUAUGCCGCUGAAAACUUGCAAAAUGUGUGUUGUCGUCCGAGUCUUAAAGAGGAGUGCUCAGAGGAAGGGGCAGCGUUGUAG
Messenger RNA from Uloborus diversus, 573 nucleotides. Its product is annotated as protein DBF4 homolog A-like. Gene Ontology annotation, cellular component: Dbf4-dependent protein kinase complex; nucleus. The transcript is spliced from 6 exons. The coding region runs from base 1 to 573 and encodes 190 amino acids. Gene Ontology annotation, biological process: regulation of cell cycle phase transition; positive regulation of nuclear cell cycle DNA replication. Gene Ontology annotation, molecular function: protein serine/threonine kinase activator activity. The record is from RefSeq and is a predicted model, not a curated record. Lineage: Eukaryota; Metazoa; Arthropoda; Arachnida; Araneae; Uloboridae.